Equus caballus (horse) is the source of this 1665-nucleotide messenger RNA. NCBI's taxonomy places the organism in Eukaryota, Metazoa, Chordata, Mammalia, Perissodactyla, Equidae. The record is from RefSeq and is a predicted model, not a curated record.
AGAGCCAGAAUAUGUGUUUGCUUUGAGAAUGAAGAGACUGUGGGGGACUUUUCUGGUACUGUGCUCCACUGGGAAACACAUGCUAAUUAAUUCCAUCUCCUUUGCCUAAGUGUCUUCCUCAUAGACGCACACACACUGUCACCUUUAACUUCGAUUUGCUUCAUUCGUAUUCAGGGCGUCUUAACAAGUAGGCAGAAUGGGAUGCGUGAUUGGAGGGGAGGCACCAUGCCAGACCAAAAAUAGCUCCCUCUCAAACAGGUGCAGAGGGGCCUGAGAUUCCACCGUUGCAGUCUGUUCCCUUCCGAGGCAGUAUGUUGCCGUGUAAAUCCCAGCUCCUUCAGGUUUUACUGUGCUGGACCGCCGCUCCUCCUGCUAUGAUGCCUGGGCAGAUUCCGGACCCUUCCGUGACUGCGGGCUCUCUGCCAGGGCUCGGCCCCCUGACUGGACUCCCCAGCUCAGCUCUGACGGUGGAGGAGCUGAAAUACGCCGACAUCCGCAACAUCGGGGCCAUGAUAGCUCCCUUGCACUUCCUGGAGGUGAAACUGGGCAAGAGGCCCCAACCCGUGAAAAGUGAGCUAGACGAGGAAGAGGAGCGAAGGAAAAGGCGCCGGGAGAAGAACAAAGUUGCGGCGGCCCGAUGCCGGAACAAGAAGAAGGAGCGGACGGAGUUUCUGCAGCGGGAAUCUGAGCGGCUGGAACUCAUGAAUGCGGAGCUGAAGACCCAGAUCGAGGAGCUGAAGCAGGAGCGGCAGCAGCUUAUCCUGAUGCUGAACCGGCAUCGCCCCACCUGCAUCGUCCGCACCGACAGCGUCAAGACCCCCGAGUCGGAAGGCAACCCGCUGCUUGAGCAGCUAGAGAAGAAGUGACCAUGGGCUGGGAGGAGGCGGCGGAGGAGGAGAUGGGAAGAGGGGGGAGGAGGCGGCGGCUCCCAGAGCGCCCUUCCUUCGUGCGUGAAAAACUUUACAGUGAGGUCAGCACAGCCAGCGUCGGCCACGCUUCUUUGUGGAACUCAGAUCCGCCUCACAAGGGGAAGAACCGGCUGACGAAACCCAGAAGGACCAAGCGCUGAGACCAAAGUAAACCCGAGGUUGGGGCUGUCCUGCUGCGGCCCAGCUUGAAGGAGGCAGGACAGAGGCACCGGCCGGAGAGACACCCAACCAGGCAGCCUGGGGCGCUUCUCUGGCCUCUCCGCCAGGGCGCCCACCCGAGGGACCUCCGAGCAGCCAGGAAAACCCAUGAGUUGCAACCAAAAUUGGGCUGAGGAUGGAACUGAGAGGGAAACUGCAACCUGCCUGCCCCCCGCCCCCUGCCCCCAUGCGAGGCUGGAGAGGGGCGUGAUGCGGGGGCCCUGCUGCACCCACCCACCCACCCACCUCGGUCGGCGCGGCACUGCCGGGAGCAGCAGCCAGGCGCCCUCGCCGGCCCUGCUGGAGUUUGCUGUGGGCACGAGGCGCGGGCGCCCUUCCAAAGCACAUACUCACUGAAUGUUUACAGACUGGCUGUCCUGGCAGGGCUUUCAACUGCACAUGUUUUUUAUACUUUCUUUUUUUUUUUUUUUUUUAAUAUUUUUUACCAAAAAAAAAAGAUUUUAUACAAGCAAUAUAUAUGUGGAUUUCUAUAAUCACUCGAUGUGAUACAGCAUAGAUAUGCUACGGUUUGUUUGUU